GGGGGGCGGGGGGGGCGGCAGCCUGCCCGGGAGCGGAGCGAGGCGACCGGGCAGCCCGUGGAGAGCUUCCCGCUGGAUUUCACCGCCGUGGAAGGCAACAUGGAUAGUUUCAUGGCUCAGAUCAAGAGCCUGGCGCAGUCGCUCUACCCCUGCUCGGCCCAGAACCUGCACCACGAGCUGCGCCUCCACCUCCUGCUCAACAGCUCGGUCACCUGCAACGACGGCAGCCCGGCCGGCUACUACCUCAAAGAAUCAAAAGGCAGUAGAAGGUGGCUGCUAUUCCUGGAAGGGGGAUGGUAUUGCUUUAAUAGAGAAAAUUGUGACACCCGCUAUGACACGAUGAGGAGGCUGAUGAGUUCCAAGGAGUGGCCCAUUACCAAAACUGGAACUGGGAUCCUGUCGUCGCAGCCAGAAGAAAAUCCACACUGGUGGAACGCAAACAUGGUCUUCAUCCCCUAUUGCUCAAGUGAUGUUUGGAGUGGUGCCUCUUCCAAAUCAGAGAAAAGUGAAUAUGCCUUCAUGGGAGCCCUCAUCAUACAGGAGGUCGUAAAAGAGCUGGUGGGGAAAGGCCUGAGUAAUGCAAAGGUCCUUCUGCUGGCAGGAAGUAGUGCUGGGGGAACUGGAGUGCUUCUGAAUGUGGAUCGAGUAGCAGAGCAACUGGAGGAGAUGGGUUAUCAAGGGAUUCAGGUGCGAGGGCUGGCAGACUCUGGCUGGUUCCUGGAUAAUAAACAGUACCGCAGAACUGAUUGUAUUGAUACCAUAACCUGUGCCCCAACAGAAGCAAUUAGGAGAGGAAUCAGAUACUGGAAUGGCGUUGUUCCUGAACGCUGCAAACUGCAGUUUAAAGAGGGAGAGGAAUGGAAUUGCUUUUUUGGCUAUAAAAUUUAUCCGACUCUUCGAUGUCCAGUAUUUGUGGUGCAAUGGCUUUUUGAUGAGGCCCAGCUCACUGUAGAUAAUGUGCACCUAACUGGACAGCCCGUCCAGGAGGGGCAAUGGCUCUACAUCCAGAAUCUGGGCCGGGAGCUCAGAAAUACCCUGAAGGAUGUGACUGCUAGCUUUGCUCCAGCUUGUUUAUCUCAUGAGAUCAUUACACGCAAUCACUGGACAGACAUCCAGGUGAAAGGAACGUCAUUACCCCGUGCUCUGCACUGCUGGGACCGCAGCCUGCAUGAGAGCAACAAAAAUGGGAAAGCCCCUUUGAAGGGAUGCCCAAUCCAUCUGAUUGACAGCUGUCCCUGGCCCCACUGUAAUCCCUCAUGCCCUACUAUCCGGGACCAGUUCACAGGGCAGGAGAUGAAUGUGAUCCAGUUCCUCAUGCACAUGGGUUUUGAUGUUCAGAAGAUGGCACAGCAACAGGGUCUGGAGCCCAGUAAACUUCUGGGGAUGCUGAGCAGUGGUAGCUAGACAGGGUUUUCCACGAAGGGGCAGAAUGAUCAGAUAAGGAGGGAGGAGCCUCCACGCUUCUCUCCUAGACUCUUUAACCGUCUCCAUUCUCAUGCAGAUGUUCACACGCACAUGUGCACUCUGGCUCUCAUGCACACCUGUGCACACUUAGUGUGUGUCAAGAAAACAAGUGAACAGAUUCUUGCUCACACCAUUGGACUGAAACUCAUUACCUCUAAACUUCAGGGCUCAAUCUUGGGCCAUUCAGAAUCUUUGUGCUAUACAAGGUGGCCUGAAGUGGGGAGCAGUACUGAGAACCCUUCCCAAGAGCUAAAAGGACUCUAACCCUUGCUGAGAAUGUUUCACAUGACAGACUUACAACAUAUGAUGAAAAAAGCACUGGAUUGUUUUGUCCAACUAGAAGUGAAGGAUUACAUGACUUCCUGGAGGUCAGCAACUCUUGAUGUAUUAUAAUGUAUAAACCAAGGACAUGUGUUAGGAACGGACACUCUUAUACUCAAUUUACUUUUGUAUUAUUUUAUAAAAUGACUUUUUUAUUGUUUUUAAAAAAUUAAGUAAGAAAUAUAAAAUUAAUGAUAUUGUUUUGUAACAUAUUUUUUUAAAUAAUGAAAAAACCUCCUGCUACUAUGGUAAUGUGGGCAUAUUUAUUUUAAUAUGUAAAUGCUAUUUAUAAGGGCUUACCAGAGAACUGCUCACAUGUCUUUGUAAAGUUGUAAAUACUGCUCCUGGGGCCAGGGUUUUCUUCUGAUCACGUGUAUGUGGUAGAGGGCAGUAUUGGCUAAUUAUAAUUAUUCUUAGAUUCCAAUG
Messenger RNA from Pelodiscus sinensis (Chinese soft-shelled turtle), 2211 nucleotides. Lineage: Eukaryota; Metazoa; Chordata; Testudines; Trionychidae. The record is from RefSeq and is a predicted model, not a curated record.